Molecule: messenger RNA, 504 nt
Organism: Anthostomella pinea
Lineage: Eukaryota; Fungi; Ascomycota; Sordariomycetes; Xylariales; Xylariaceae
Source: the annotation of a GenBank genome assembly
AUGCCCGUCGACUACCCCCAGCAAAGGCGCAAGUCCAAAUGGAGCUCGAGUUCGACAUCGAGGUUACCCAGCCCAUCAUCACCUGCUGCGCCCGCUCCCCUCCCUCAAACUGCGCAACCAUCCACCCCCGAGCGCAGACCAAGGCACUCGACCCAACCUCAGAGUCAGGCCAGCAGCAGCAGCAGCAGAGCAAUCGCAGAAUCCACCACGAAGCGCAAUCGUCCCAGUCCCCGCAGGCGGGGCCCAGACGAUACAGACGCCUACCGCGAGGGCACUGGGGGCAACGGCAAGGGUAAAGGCAAGCAGCAGCAGCAGUCCGCCCGCGCCCUUGACGCCAAAGAGAUCCUGAGCAACCCGCGCCUGCAGCAGGUGACGGGCCUGCUGCCACGCAAGCUGGGAUGGUGGAACGGCAUGCAGCUGCCGUACGACGAGCUGGAGCGUCUCGAGCGCGCCAUGAGGAUACCCGACAUGUAUCCCGCCAGGCGGCCGAGGGGUAAUCGCUAG